AUGAAUGGUAGGGGUGGAAAAAGCAUGGAAGAGAUGAAUUAUGGUGGAAGAAGAAAAGAUGAUGCAGUUAGGGUUGAAGGAAAGGACAAAGAGGUGGUUGAUGGGUUUUGUUUCCAAGCAAAUGGAGAAAAUAUGAAGGCACGACAUUCAGUUAAAAUGGCACAUGGAAGAUAUGGAGUGUGGAAACCUUGUAUAUCUAUUGAUAAUGAUUCGGAGAAGAAAAGAAAAACAUCGUACGAGGAUGCAGAGAUGGAUCCAGAGAUUCAGCAUUUGAUAGAAACAUUCUGGGAGGUUGAUAACUGUCCUCCUAGUCUAACAGGAGAAAUAUCUCUGCAUGUAAACAAAACAGAGGAAGCAAGACAUUUGCCUCCAAGACCACCUUCAAGGCCACCUCCCAAAAAGAUGCUAAGAGUUUACAAAACUCAUCAUCUUUGUUAG
Molecule: messenger RNA, 438 nt
Organism: Sphenostylis stenocarpa
Lineage: Eukaryota; Viridiplantae; Streptophyta; Magnoliopsida; Fabales; Fabaceae
Source: the annotation of a GenBank genome assembly